Cricetulus griseus (Chinese hamster) is the source of this 963-nucleotide messenger RNA. Lineage: Eukaryota; Metazoa; Chordata; Mammalia; Rodentia; Cricetidae. The record is from RefSeq and is a predicted model, not a curated record.
AUGUCUUCUACAAAUGGAGGAAGAGAUCCAGCUGAAGAUGCUGUCAAAAAUGCUGAAAUUGUAGCACCAAAUGCCUGAGAGGCAGAGAAAGAACUUCCACUUGCUGAUGUCAACAUAAUUUCUCAGGUGGAAACCAAUGUAUCAGGAAAGGAGCCAAGCUCAUCAAACACCCAAGGAGAUACAGGUCCCCAAGCAGCAGAAAAUAUCCAAUCUGAAGCAGAGAAGACUCAAACUGAUCGACCAAAUGAAGAAUUAAUAGAAGACUUUAUUACACUAUAGAUACCUAUUUCUAUAAAGCUUAUCUUUCCUAGGUUAAGAUUGUUUAGAAUUAUCUAUCUGUAUAUCCCACACACACAAACUCAUGAAAAAAGCUUUUAUUUGAUAAAAUAAUAUUCUACCCAGGAAAAAAAGGAGAUGAGAAUAUGUGAUUACUUUCAUAGUUCCUUACAUGACCUAAUGCUACAUCCUCAUUUCCUGUGGUUGCUAGUCCCAUUCAUUAAUAUUGAUAAGAUAAGUAGAAUGUUUAUUUGCCUAUGUGGCAGACAUUCCUCUCCAUCUGAACAUCAUCAACCUAAAAAGUGGAUAAAGCAUAAAUAUGUAGCCCUUCUUGAUUACCAAAAUGUUCUCAACAAUAUCGAAAGGAAUAUAGCUUUUGGAAGGCCUUUGAGAGUGUGCUACUACCACCCACUUCAAAGAAUGACUCAAAGAAAAACUAGUAAGUCCUAUCAACACAACAAUGGAAACUACCCUUCAGUGAGAUCAAGAUUCUACAUGCCACAGUGCUGAACCCAAAACAUUGUCCAUAGAAAAGGUUUUGAAAAUAAUUUCAGAGCUCAUGACAAAGUGAGAUUAGUAAUCAUAACCUACACUAAUAAUUGGAAAUAUCUGUGUCCCAUCUGUUGAUAUGAAUUCAACAACUUCCAAGAUUUUAAACAUCAUUCCUGUAACUUUUCUGGAAAUUAA